Amblyraja radiata (thorny skate) is the source of this 1105-nucleotide messenger RNA. RefSeq names its product gastrula zinc finger protein XlCGF49.1-like. Gene Ontology annotation, molecular function: RNA polymerase II cis-regulatory region sequence-specific DNA binding; DNA-binding transcription factor activity, RNA polymerase II-specific. Lineage: Eukaryota; Metazoa; Chordata; Chondrichthyes; Rajiformes; Rajidae. The transcript is spliced from 2 exons. Gene Ontology annotation, biological process: regulation of transcription by RNA polymerase II. The annotation marks the transcript as partial. The record is from RefSeq and is a predicted model, not a curated record.
GACUGCGGCAAGGGCUUCACCCACUCUACCAGCCUGCUGCAGCACCAGUGCACCCACACUGGCGAGCGCCCCUUCACCUGCGCCCAGUGCGGCAAGGGCUUCACCCAGGCCAGCAACUUGCUGUCCCACCAGCGCACCCACACUGGCGAGCGCCCCUUCACCUGUGCCCAGUGUGGCAAGGUCUUCACCCAGUCCAGCAACCUGCUGCAGCACCAGCGCACCCACACCGGCAAGCGCCCCUACACCUGCACUCAGUGCGGCAAGGGCUUCACCAGCUCCACCAGGCUGCUGGAGCACCAAUCAACCCACACCGGCGAGUGUCCCUACACCUGCGCCCAGUGCGGCAAGGGCUUCACCCGCUCCACCAGACUGCUGUCCCACCAGCGGGUGCACGCCGGCGACCGUCCCUUCCCCAGCCCGGUGUGUGGAGAGCACUUUGCCAGGGACUCCCACGCCCUGUCUCACACGCGCGUGCACACCAGUGGCCAGCCCUAUGACUGCCUGUACUGCGGUGAGGCAUUUGACAGCUCGCGGGGGUUGCGGCAGCACCGGCGGACCCACGCCGGCGAGCAGCUGCUCCCACUGCGGCAAGCGUUUCAAGAGAGCAUGGGGGCUGCCGGAGCACCAGCAGAUACACACCAGAGAGAAACCCUUUGUGUGCACUGAGUGUGGCAAGUGUUUCAUCCGCAUGCCCAGCCUGUGGCAGCACCGGCGUACCCACAGCGUUGAGCGUCCCUUCCCCCUACCGGCGUGUUUACACCGACCAGCGCCCCUUUACCUGUCCGCUCUGUAGCAAGGCCUUUGCCCGUUCCACCAGCCUGCUGGCACACCGCCAUGUGGAUAGGCGCUGUUUAGGUAAACACAGAAUGCUGGAAGGAAUGGGUAAGGUUUCGGGUCGUUUCUUCAGUGACCCAUUCCUUCUCUCCAGAGAUGCCUGUCCCGCUGAGUUACUCCAGCAUUUUAUGUCCUUUUUUGUAAACCUGCAUCUGCAAUUUCUUUUUAAACCAUUCUGGUUAACCAUCUCUGCACCUUCCCCAAAGCCUCCACAUCAGUCCUGUAAUGGAGUGACCAGAACUGUAUGCAAUACUCCAAAUGCUACCUGACC